CUGUUUCUUCUGCUAUUUCUUCUUCCCGUCUCUCUUUUCUCCUUCUCACUCGGAUCAUAUAUUUUCUCCCAAACCCUAAAUUUUUAUUUCAAUUUUUUGUUUGAAAAAAUUUAGGUGAAAAAAGAAGAAGAAUUAAUUUGAUUCGCAGUCAUGAGUACUGGAGAUCUUCUUAGCAUUCAGCCCACAGAGCUCAAAUUCCCAUUUGAAGUGAAGAAGCAGAGCUCGUGUUCCUUGCAAUUGACCAACAAAACAGAUAAAUAUGUGGCGUUCAAGGUUAAAACAACCAAUCCAAAAAAAUACUGCGUCCGGCCCAAUGCUGGAAUUGUUUUGCCUGGGACAACAUGUGAUGUUACAGUUACAAUGCAAGCACAAAAAGAGGCACCCCCAGAUAUGCAGUGCAAGGACAAAUUUCUCCUUCAAAGUGUUGUUACACCAGAUGGUGUAACUCCGAAAGACAUAACGCCUGAAAUGUUCAACAAGGAGGAUGGUAAAGUUGUGGGAGAGUUCAAAUUGCGGGUAGUCUACUUUCCUGCGAAUCCCCCAUCACCUGUCCCUGAAGGAUCUGACGAAGGCUCUUCUCCCAGGGCUUCAGUGCUUGAUAAUGGGAAUCAAAACACUUCCUUGUUUGAUGCUGUAUCAAGAUCUCUUGAGGAACCGAAAGAGAAGUCAUCAGAGGCAUGGUCCAUGAUUUCCAAGUUGACUGAGGAGAAGACCUGUGCUUUGCAACAAAGUCAGAAACUACAUCGUGAACUGGACCUGUUGAGAAAAGAACUAAGCAAAAAUGGCGGGGGUGGAUUUUCAUUAUUGUUUGUGGUGCUCUUUGGUCUUUUGGGCAUCUUGGUUGGUUACUUCAUCAGGAAAACAUAGAAGCUGAAGUGAAGGCUGUUUGUCAAUUAAUUAGUUGGAUUCCGGCAUAAUUCUGUGGUGCUCCACAAUUUUCAACAUUUUAGGGACUCUCUUACUCUUAUUGUAAAAAUUUAGUCUUUGAUUAAUUGACACUCUGUUUUGAGCAAAUAUUUUUUUGUUGUGUUAAAGUUGGACAGAUGGGCUCAAUGAACCCAUGUAAACAUAACAUAUGUUAUUGGAUUGGUUUAGCAGCUUCAAGUCUUUUUCUCCAA
This is a messenger RNA of Prunus dulcis (almond), 1118 nucleotides long. RefSeq names its product vesicle-associated protein 1-3-like. The transcript is spliced from 8 exons. Gene Ontology annotation, biological process: endoplasmic reticulum membrane organization. Lineage: Eukaryota; Viridiplantae; Streptophyta; Magnoliopsida; Rosales; Rosaceae. The record is from RefSeq and is a predicted model, not a curated record. Bases 151 to 867 code for a protein of 238 amino acids. Gene Ontology annotation, cellular component: endoplasmic reticulum membrane; plasma membrane.